UGAUAAUGUUUUGUCAGGGUUGGAAGUGUUUUGACUCUCGUCGUGGUGAAGCCGGCAAUAUGAUCUGAAUCAGCAAAUCAACAUUCAUAUAAAGCAUGGAUAGGUUACCAAUAUUAAAGCGAUACGCCUAUGGUGUUGGUCAUGUACAGAACGACUUGUGUGCCUCUUUAUGGUUCAGUUAUUUACUUAUUUAUUUUCACACUGUCCUAUCUUUCAGUAAUUCUAUGGCAGGCAAUUUAAUGUUAUUGGGCCAAAUUGUUGAUGCUAUAAGUACACCUCUUGUUGGCUACGAAUCAGAUAAAACGUCAACAAGGUUUUAUGGAAAGAGAAAAACAUGGCAUCUUUUGGGUACUAUUUGUGUUGCUGUUAGUUUUCCGUUUUUAUUCAAUCCCUGCAUUACUUGUAAUGAUUCACCUGAUUGGGCACGAUUUAUUUACUACGCACCUUUUGUUGCUAUAUUUCAAUUUGGCUGGGCGUCUACUCAGAUUUCACAUCUAGCACUCAUUCCUGAACUCUCACCAAAUGAAAGUACAAGAGUUGAAUUAAAUGCCAUCAGGUAUGCCUUCACUGUGAUAGCCAAUAUAUUUGUGUACGGCCUUACAUGGUUUUUAUUAGAUUUAUUUUCUGGUUCCAUACCGGCUAAUGACACAGAACAGUCUCUUUCACCAGAUGAUAUCCCAACAUUUACAAAAUUAUCAGCUAUUGUGAUUGGUACAGGAAUUGUAUUCUCUUCCAUAUUUCACAUUGGAACUAAAGAGAAUCCUGGGCGGGCGUUACAAGAGUCUACACAUCUUAUCAAUGGUCAUUUGUCAGAACAACGUCAAAUGAGCUGGAAAAGUUGGCUGAUUGAGCCACAGUUUUAUCUUAUUGCUUUAUUGUACAUGUGUACACGACUUAUGGUUAACAUAUCUCAGGUGUAUAUACCUCUAUUCCUACAUGAUACACUUCAUCUUGAUAAGAUUUAUAUCGCCAUUAUUCCUCUUAUUAUAUAUAUCAGUGGUUUCCUUACGUCAUUAUUUAUGAAGUUAAUAAAUGCUUUCAUUGGCAGGAAGUUAACAUACAUGUUUGGUGCUCUCAUGGUGAUCGCAUUUAGUACUUCUUUAUGGUUUCGCAAUAUUGGUAAUGGUAUCUAUGCGUCAGCUGUCCUGAUUGGUGCUGGUGGUUCUACUGUAUUGCCAGAUUGA
Messenger RNA from Saccoglossus kowalevskii, 1184 nucleotides. Its product is annotated as major facilitator superfamily domain-containing protein 12-like. Lineage: Eukaryota; Metazoa; Hemichordata; Enteropneusta; Harrimaniidae. Gene Ontology annotation, molecular function: symporter activity. The record is from RefSeq and is a predicted model, not a curated record. Gene Ontology annotation, biological process: carbohydrate transport. Gene Ontology annotation, cellular component: plasma membrane.